GUUGUAUCCUCCUCGGCAGGCAGGGGCCUUGAAGAUACAGCGUCUUUCCAUCGCGAUUCUAGAAGGCGAGGUUGGAGUGUCAUAGCACCUUCCCGUGAUUCUCAACCAGGACCAGGUCAAGACUUGACAUCACGAAAGGAUACUUCACUGAUUUUCAUCCCGGACGGCAGCAUCAAAUGGCUUGCACGCGGUGCGGUCGCGUGCUACGCUGUGCCGGCAAAUAUUUUGAUCGACGCGAGGGGAUGGAGUACAGGAAAUCAUGCUAGUAACGUGUCUUCUUUGUCAGUAAGAACAGGUACUGGUGCACAACAAGGACCUUCAAUCACGUCUGCUGCCACUUCUUCGACCGAGAUAUCUGCAACCGAAGCGGAGCGAAAAGCGGACUUGCAAGGGGCCCUCCUAGAGCGACUUCAGCGAGCAAAGGCGCAGCGAAGUUUAAAACGACAGCUAGUGGGAGGAGGCUCGGUUUCAUCGUCGGGGGGUGGAUCCUCCAUGAAUUCUUCAUCGGCGACGCAGACUGGGCGUAAUUUGAAGCGCAGCUGCGAAACUGAGGUUUUGUAUGAGGAUCUUGCACAGAAAAGACGGAAAAGAUAUGGCGCGAUCUACAUGGACGCGAGGGUGGAAGAGGAAGC
Messenger RNA from Amoebophrya sp. A25, 632 nucleotides. NCBI's taxonomy places the organism in Eukaryota, Dinophyceae, Syndiniales, Amoebophryaceae. The record is from the annotation of a GenBank genome assembly.